This is a messenger RNA of Coregonus clupeaformis (lake whitefish), 2802 nucleotides long. RefSeq names its product reticulophagy regulator 1 (gene retreg1). Bases 170 to 1513 code for a protein of 447 amino acids. Gene Ontology annotation, biological process: negative regulation of neuron apoptotic process; reticulophagy. Gene Ontology annotation, cellular component: endoplasmic reticulum membrane. The transcript is spliced from 9 exons. The record is from RefSeq and is a predicted model, not a curated record. NCBI's taxonomy places the organism in Eukaryota, Metazoa, Chordata, Actinopteri, Salmoniformes, Salmonidae.
CUCCACACUCGACUCAGCUGCGCGACAUAGGUCAACCAUUUGUGCACCAGGCGUGUCCGUAUAGCUUCUCCCACGUCAGAAUCGACCCGGAUUCUAGGAUGCUGCCACAGAGGCGGGGCCGGAGGCUGCAGCGGUGAGUCUGGCCAGGGCUGGACACUCAGGUGGGGCGAUGGCGGCGGCUGGGCACGAGGAAGAGCAGGCUGUUAUAGGGGACUGUCGCAUUUCAAACGUGAUCAACUGGAAGAGACCUUUCAGGACCACGACAUUCUUUGCUGCCACCACUGCUGUGUACUGGUUUGUGGCCCUCAGUUCCUAUAGAGCGUACUGUCUUCUUGCCCUUUCCUUGGCUCUGAUGGUGACAGUGCUGCUUGUUAAAGAUGUGGCUCUCUCCAGAUGUGUCUCUUUCUCUAAAGGGGCCCACUUAUGGCGCAGUAUGACUGGAAGCUGGGAGAUCAUUGAUACGGACCAGGACAGCAGAUCUGGAGCUGGGCUACAGGUCACAGACUCCUGGACGAGCUUCAAGCUCUUUCUGCAGGAGUCCUCCUCCUUCAAGCAGGAGAAUCCAGGCAAGUUUUGCUUGCUGGUCUGCAGUUUGUGCACCUUUUUGGCUGUUUUAGGACGCUACAUUCCAGGUGUUCUCAUCUUAUAUGUUUUAGUGCUGGGCAUCUUCCUGUGGCCACUGAUGUCAGCGCAUGACUUUGGGUUGUGGAUGAAGCCAGUUCUGCAUAAACUGGGCUUCGGACUGGAAAGAUUCCUUCAGAAAAUCAGAGAGAAUCAUGAAAAGAGACUCCUUCAGGCACAAGCUGACCGGGAGAGUAUUGAAGCCGAUCUGUCCUCUCUUUUCCCCAGGUUGGACUCCACAGUUUGUAAGGAGAUGUCUAUAUCGGACACAGAGGCCUCUGAUGUGACGUGGACAGACAACGGAACAUUUAACCUGUCUGAGGGACAUACGCCCCAGACUGAGAACUCAGAUGACCUAGACAGAGAAGAACUAUUCACAGCGGGCCUCCCGGAAUUCCCCUCCUUGGAAAAUGGCACCAAUGGGGAGGACGAUGACGACCUGAGCAUCGGCCUACCCACCCCCCCUCCCCAACCCCAGCCCCAACACAGCAGAGCCAAGGGGGCGUCCGCGCCCCCCCUCCAGUGGGACCCCUCCACUCAGGCCCUGGAGUUCGUCCACAAGAUGGCGGGCGACGUCAUUGCCGCCGCCGCCACCGCCAUCAUUCAGGAGAGGCUGGAGGCCGCCAUCGGCACCACCAUACCCACAGACCCCCACCCCCACCCCAGGUCCCUGCUGUUCCCCAACCCCACGACACUGCUGCCCCUGGACCUGGCCGAGGAGUCGUCAUCGGACAGCGAUGUGGAGGAAUUUGAGCUGCUGGACCAGUCCGAGCUGGAGCAGCUGGAAGGGGAGCUGGGCCUUGGGGCGAGCGCGGCAGUGGCGGCCAAAGAGCCCAAAAAAUCCUUGUCUUCUUCCGGUGGCUUCUUUUCCAAACUCCUGGGCCGCCACUGAUUAGAGCAGGGGGUUCAGGAGGAUGUGGUGCAGGUCUUGUAGGGGUUAGAGGGUAGAGGGCACGUGGAGACUGAGAGAGGGGCCCUGUUUGGGGGGUGGUGGGUGGGGAGGUUAGGGGUGCAGAGACUGUGGGGGUUGGGAGAAACAAUAUGGUGUUGCAUUCUUCUUUUUCCAGUUGUACUAAUAAUGAUUACUCCUGCAUUACAUGAUCGAUAUGUUCGAGAGCGAGAGGAAGGGGGGGGGUCAGCAAGCAUGAUGCUAUAUGGAGAUUGGAGAUGUGGGGUUGUCAGGGGGCUGUGUCAGUGUUGGUGUGGUGAGAUUGUGACUUUUAUUUAACGAUUUUCACAUCAACCUGUAAUAAUUAGAAAAGUAAAGUUAUGGGUAGGAAUGGAAUGGAAUGUGGUGGUGUUUCUGAUUUGCUGCCAAAAAUACUAUAUUUUUGUUUCAAGAUUCAUACACCGGCCGAUUGGGCCCAUUCAACUCCAUCACCCAUUAAUCUACAGUACAGCUUAAUUCGACCAGACCUACGACAACAAUGACAAUCAUCUGUGCUAACAAUGGAACCAAUCGUUCAAACCCAUACUGUUUGUGCGUAUUGGUUGUUACUGAAGCACAAGUUGGGUAACAAACCAUGUAGUUAACUGGAACAUGCAACGAUGGGAUGACAGAUAAUAGUAUACAUUAUAUUUUGUAUAAUUUCUUUCCUUUUUCUAAUUUUGUAUAUUGUUCAUGAAGCCAUUAUAUAGGUGAGGGACUUCACCUUUUACGACAUGCAAUAGGUCUCACAAUAUUAUGCAUGGUAAUCUUUCAACUUUUAACGGAUGUUCAGUAACACUUUUCUUAAAGGGAUAUUCCUCUCAAAUCUAACAUACAACCUUAUAUGUUGAGUGGAACAUCCCUUUAAAGUGUUAUAGCUCUCUACACUUCAAGCAAAGUGUUGCUCCACAUUUUAUUUGUAUUUGCACCUUAUUAUUUAACAAUGCAACUAGGCACUUGGGACAUAAUCACUUAGUAGUGACAGCUUUAAACUCCAUACAAACAGAAUGUAAGAUCUCUUUCAUUGGACAUUGGUCUGUCGAUCGCAAAGAGAAGGGGUAACUAAGAAAAUUCACCCAAAAAUGUUUAGGGGGGGAUAUGCAGAUGCAAGUUGCCAUAGUUACUGUGUAAUUUGUUUGAAGGUAGUGUUCGCCUUCGUGAGUAAAGUUGAAGGGCUACCUGAGCUCAAUACUCAGAGUCAAUAUUCACGUCAUAAGGAAUUCCCCUCGACCACGCCCACAAAUUGGGGAAAA